Molecule: messenger RNA, 2317 nt
Organism: Sceloporus undulatus (fence lizard)
Lineage: Eukaryota; Metazoa; Chordata; Lepidosauria; Squamata; Phrynosomatidae
Product: tumor necrosis factor receptor superfamily member 16-like
Exons: 6
Coding region: 163-1452 (429 amino acids)
Biological process (GO): Rho protein signal transduction
Cellular component (GO): plasma membrane; cell surface
Molecular function (GO): nerve growth factor binding; death receptor activity; coreceptor activity
Source: RefSeq, a predicted model, not a curated record
UCUUACUUGUCCCUUCCUUCCUUCCUUCCUUCCUUCCUUCCUUCCUUCCUUCCUUCCACUUUCUUUCCUUUUCCUUAUUCUAUCCCCGGCGGAGCCAGAAGCCUCUCUUCCUCCACUUCUGCUUGACUUUGCUUUCAAAAAAGCCAGCUUAGCGCGCAAGGGAUGCGGAUCCGCAGGAACGGUUGCACCGGGAUGGAAGCGCGACAGGUCCGGUUCCUCCUGGCUUCGCUCCUGAUGCUGCUUCGAGUCCUGGAUCCCAAGGUUUUGGCACAUCAAGGUUGUGAACAUGGGCACUUCACCUCCUCUGGAGAGUGCUGCGAAGUCUGCCCUCUGGGUUAUGGGGCCACCGUUCCCUGUGGAAGCACCAACACUAAGUGUGAACCAUGCCAAGAAAGUGUCACGUUCUCUUCCACCAACAGUGCCACGGAGCCUUGCUGGUCAUGUUCCACAUGCCCAAGUCACGUGGCUGUACUGGAGACAUGCACCGCUGCCCGCGACACAGUCUGUGCCACCAGCUGCCCCCGUGGGCAUUACCUCCCUCCGGGAAACAGGAGCCAUCCCAGCGGGCAAUGUGUCCCUUGCCAGGUGUGCCCAGAAGGCUACGGGGCAACCAGGCCUUGCAGCCCCAGUGCCAACACUGUCUGCCAGAAAUGCCCUGAAGGUUAUUACUCAGAGGUGAAGAGUUCUUUUGAGUCCUGCCUCCCCUGCCAGCAGGAGUGUGGCCAGAAUGAAGUCAUGAUCCAGGCUUGCACCCCUCUUUCGGACACUCUGUGCAUGGACAAGGAACUGCAAAUCCUGAAGCGGACCGAGGGAGAGCCCCGGAAGGAUUUCCCCAAAAGGACACCCCAUUUCGAUUUGGAAGGCAGCGUUUCCCCCAAUACUUCCACCUUGGAGUUCGUCCCUCCGUUAGCCGAGGACAACAGCAAGAACAUCAUCCCGGUCUACUGCUCCAUCUUGGCCGCGGUGGUGGUCGGACUCCUUGCCUACGUGGCCUUCAAAUGCUGGACUACAUGUAAGCAAAAGCACCAACUGGCCAAGGCCCGGGCAGGAGAGAUGGUGACAUCCCCUGAAGGCGAGAAGCUUCACAGCGACAGCGGGGUCUUCCUUGAUACUCACAGCCUCCAGGAGCACCACCCGCUCAACAAGGCACACAAGAUUGAACCCCGUCUGUACACGAAUCUCCCACCCCAGAAGCAGGAAGAGGUGGAACAGCUGCUGGAGGCUCCCCCCCAUGGCAAAGACUGGCGCUGCCUGGCCUAUCACUUGGGCUACGAGGAAGAAACCAUUGAUACCUUUGGCAGAGGGGAAGCCCCUGCCCACACUUUGCUGUCUGAUUGGUCAUCCAAGGAGGGGGCCACGCUGGAGGCCCUGAGCACGGCUCUGGGGGCCAUUGAGAGGCCAGACGUGGUGGAGAACUUGAACGCCCCCACCGAGGUCAGCUCUGUGGUGUGAUGGAGCCCCUGGCCCAACGGGUGGACCUUUUGGAGCUAUUAUUGUUUGCUGUUUGAGUUUGACUAAAAGGGUGGGGGGACAAAGGGAAAAAGCCAAGGAAAGACAGGGACAGGGGGACCUAUUUUGAUUUUAAAAAUGCUGUAAAGUGUUUUUUAAAGGGGGGGGGAGUGAAUGUUUGAGUAUACAACUUGAGCAAGAGUGGACUUUGCUGCGGUCAGUGAGCAUCAACAUGACCUUCUGGAUGGAUGACCUGUGGGAAUGCUGAAGAGAUGAAACUGUAUUGUAUGGAGAGGAGAAAAAACUCGCUUUCUGAUUUGGGGACUUCCAUGGUCUAGAGAUCAUGUUGGUUGAUAUCUGUGUCUUUUAUCUGGGGAUGUGUUAAUAAGAACUCUUCCGUUGCAGCACAUACUUAGAGUAAAUGUCCUUUAGGUGUCUCUUCACAAUCUUUUAACUAGGCUGUGUGUAGAAGGCAUAUAGCAAUAGGGCCAGAUAUGACAUUGGAUGCAGAAGUCUCCCCCAUGAUGAGCAAAACUAGAAGAAAUUGUACAAUUCAAAAAGAAAAAUGAGAGCUUUCAAUGGAGGAUUAAUUACUCUUUUGCCGGGAGAUUUGGGAAACUGCCUCAUCUCUAUUUUAAAAAGUUGUUGCAGGAAAGAAAUUGGAAUCUGGAAGUAUAUCACUUUCAUAUUCAGCUUCAUCCAUCCAUCUUCUCAAAUUUCUUUUGGUGGGGAAAGUUGGCUAUGGCCACAUUCUCCACCAAAAGCUGUGUUUUGUCAGGUGGCGCUGCUUUGCUCCAGGCGAUCAGUGGACAUAGGUUGAUGCUGCUUUGGGUGAUAUGGAAAAUGCCUCAGCAUCUUUCUAUCUAGG